Molecule: messenger RNA, 3102 nt
Organism: Thermochaetoides thermophila DSM 1495
Lineage: Eukaryota; Fungi; Ascomycota; Sordariomycetes; Sordariales; Chaetomiaceae
Product: pumilio domain-containing protein
Exons: 6
Coding region: 1-3102 (1033 amino acids)
Biological process (GO): post-transcriptional regulation of gene expression
Cellular component (GO): cytoplasm
Molecular function (GO): mRNA binding
Source: RefSeq, a predicted model, not a curated record
AUGGACAGCUUCUUCUCGACCCAGCCGAGUUCCAGACCGGACUCAUCCGUCAGUGCGGCCUUCGCGUCGCCUCCUCGCCCAACCACAAACCUUAUUCUGCCGCGCCGGUUCACAGGCGAACCCACGACCACCAGAGUACCGAUACUUUCAACUCUUGCAAACAUCACGCGCCCUACCGAUGCGCCAGACUUCGCUGCUGCAGGUGCUUUGCAUAAGGUCCAAUUGGACUAUGAGAGGCUUAAAGAGCAUAGACGGCGCUUCGAGGCCGAAAUCUCGAAGCUCGAUGCCCAACAGCGGCAGGAGGAGAGGGAGCUUCAGCAGUUGGCAGAGGAUUUGAACGCCAGAUUCGGUGGCCAUCAGUCCGAGCCGACAACUCCCCCAGAGUAUCGUGAUUCCUCCGGUUUCCCGUCGAUUUUCUCGCGCCCGAACCGUUACUCGACCUCGAGCUUGACUUCCCCGCAGAGCCUGUUUAGCCGCCCUGUUCGGUCUGUGUUGACCUCGCCUCUUUCGGGAACUUUGCCCUCGCGGUUUGCUUUCGAUGACACCCUCCCGUCGCAUUCCCUACUCAGUUCACGGAGGAAUAGCAAUGAUGAUGAGAAGGAGGCGGCAGUCCGUCAGGAUCCCACGAGCCAUCGGUCAACUAACACACUCAACCGGUAUUCUAUGCCAGUGACGAGGUCUCGGACGUACUUCGACAUCGGACUCGAGGACAGCAACAACACAACCGGCUUCCUGUUCGGCGACGAAGACUCGAACACUGAGACCAAGACCACUCCUACAGCGCCUGUCGGCAGCAGCGACGUCUUCUCAUUCUUAUCACGGCCUACCGGAUUUGCAAGCAUGGCAUCCACCACUUCUUCUGCUGCGCCGGACUUCGGCCUGUCCCAAACCUCAGCUACUGAUUUUUCGAGCAACGGUUGGAGCAGUAUUAACAAGCAUCGCCAGAGUAUGUCUACCAUUGGCCAGACUCAACUUAACGGUGCAGCCUCUGUCGGCUCUCCCUCGGAGACCAGCACCAUCGGCAGCGCUCGCCCUGCCAAUAUGCGCCACUCGGUCGAUGGCAGCAAGUUCUUCCCCGAGUCUUCGGCUCCCUCGGCCGAAACCCCGGCCCCGGCUUCGACCAUUGUUUCUCCGCCCAGCGUCCAGGCGAUGGCUUCCCCUCCCAAGCUUCACCAGUCUUACUCGGCCAGCGAUGUCCCGGCUGUGAAGCCUAAUGGCUCGACUACUGUGUCCCCGACUGGUGCCAACAACCAUGCGCAGCAGCAUCUCCAGAACCACAACGCUGCCCUCGGUCGCAUUCCUGCUAGCGCUGUUCCAGCCCGCCACAGCCGGGAGCUCUCUGCUGAUGUUUCGCCGCCGUCGCCCAAUGCCCGGGAGACUACCACUUAUCCGUCCAUUACCUCUACUCUGCAGGCUAGCGCUCCUCCUUUCGGGCCUGUCUCUACUCAGCCUCAGCAGCCCCCUGCUACCGCGGCCCCGACUAUGCCGGUUCCCGCCCCUAUGCCUUACCCCUUCUACCCGGCUGCUCCUCCCUAUCAGCCCAUUAACGCCCCGCCUGCUGGUUACCAGGCGUUACCCAUGCUGAUGCAGAACAUGUCCAUAUCCAACGGCAAUCCUCCUCCCAUGUAUCCUCAGCAGAACUUCACCGGCUAUGGUCCUUUGUACAACCCUGCCCCUGCGCCUCGUCAAUCUCAUGAUAGCCAGGCUCGUGUCAUCCAGAGCCGUCGUCAGAUGGACAGUGAGGCCAUGGCUCGUUAUAACAACCUUUCUCUCGAGCAGUGCGCUGGUAACAUUUACUCCUUGUGCAAGGAUCAGCAUGGCUGCCGCUACCUUCAAAAGCAGCUGGAGAACCGCAUUCCGGCUCAGAUCCACAUGAUUUGGCUCGAGGUUAACCAGCACAUUGUAGAGUUGAUGAUGGAUCCCUUCGGUAACUACCUGUGCCAGAAGCUCGUCGAGUUCUGCAGUGAUGAGGAGCGCACCGUUCUCAUUCAGAACGCCGCCCCUGAGAUGGUUCGCAUUGCCCUGAAUCAGCAUGGUACUCGAGCCCUCCAGAAGAUGAUCGAGCAUGUGACCACGCCGGCUCAGGUGAACCUCAUCGUUGAGGCCCUUCGUCAUCAGGUCGUCGAGCUUAUUCAGGACCUCAACGGCAACCACGUCAUUCAAAAGUGUCUGAACAAGCUGAGCGCUACCGAUGCGUCCUUCAUCUUCGAUGCUGUCGGCAAGAACUGCGUCGAAGUUGGCACUCACCGCCACGGCUGCUGCGUCCUGCAGCGCUGUAUCGAUCACGCCGACGGCGCCCAGAAGGUGUGGCUUAUUGAGUGCAUCACUGCCCACGCUGUUACCCUCGUUCAGGAUCCCUUCGGCAACUAUGUCGUCCAGUACAUCAUCGACCUAAACGAGGAGACCUUUACUGAGCCGCUCGUCAACCAGUUCAAGGGUCGCAUCAUCUCGCUUUCCAAGCACAAGUUCAGCUCCAACGUGGUUGAGAAGUGUCUGCGUUGCGCUUCCGACGCUGCUCGCGACAUGAUCGUCAACGAGCUUUUGACUCCUGGUGAGAUGGAGCGCCUGCUUCGCGACUCUUUUGCCAACUACGUCAUUCAGACCGCCCUCGAUUAUGCGACUGCCAACAUGAAGCCCCGCCUUGUCGAAGCCAUCCGCCCCAGUCUGCCGUCUAUUCGUGCGACUCCCUAUGGUCGUCGCAUCCAGGCGAAGAUUCAGGCUUAUGAUGCUCGUGGCACUACCACCAACAACGGCCAGACCCCCACCGAUCCUUCGGGCGGCCAGGUCUCGGUCCGUUCAUCGCACAACCGCAACAUGCAGACCAGCGCCUCCAUCCUCAACGCGCCGGCUUAUGCCAAUGGCAACUCGGCUGCCAACGGUGUCAACGGUACCAACGCCAACAACAGCCGCGCCGGUACUGGCAUGUAUCCGUCCAGCACUAUGAUCGCUGUUCCUCCCCCUCGGCCCGCUCAGCCGCAGACUGCGCCUGUUCCUUCCACCCAGGCGGCUCAAGCCCCUCGAGCCCAGCAGCAGGCUCAACCCCCGCAGCAGUUCCUGCCUCUUGCCCCUGCUACUCAGAACGGGGAGGGCCAGUGGGUCUAA